CAUCGGCGCUGCAACCUGCAGCUGUCUCCAUAGCACUGAGCAGUAAGCGAUGUCCAUGACCAACUUCUGCUCUCCUCCUCUGCUCCUGCUCCUCCUCCUCUGUCUCGCCGCCGUGUCAACUUCCCCCGGUGACGCGGCUCACCACCGCCAUGCAGCUGCACCCGCACCGACCGCGGCCGACUGCUCCUCUACUCUCUUAAGCCUCUCCGACUGCCUCUCCUUCGUGGAGGAGGGGAGCCGCGAGCCCAAGCCGCAGAAACAGUGCUGCACCGGCCUCAAGAAGAUCGUCGCCGAGGCGGCGGAGGCGGCGUGCCUCUGCGAUGCUCUCGGCCAGGGAGCAAGCUUAGGGCUCAGCCUCAACGUCACCAAGGCCCUGGCUCUUCCUUCUUCCUGCGGGAUCUCCACUCCUCGCCUCAGUCAAUGCAAAGUUGUCCUGGCCGGUGUUCCCGCAGCAGCACCUGCUCCAUCUCCUUCUGGACCAGCCACUGCCCCAUCUCCAUUUUCAGGUCACCCAAGUGCAGCUGCUCCUUUAUUAUCAAAUGCACCAGUUGAAAGCCUCGUCGGCGCAAUUGCUAUUUGCUUCUACAUCUAUAUACAUGUUGCAUGGACGAAAUAAAUUAUGGAGGCUGGCUUCGCUACCGGCUUUGCUUAUCGAUACAUUGAUUUAGCUAUGUGCUUUGUUUUUGACUUAACUAUUGCAGUGUUUUGGAAUUGAGCUGUUGUUAAGACUUACUUUAUAUGGAGUUGAAGCAUACAUUUAAUAUUUGCUAUUCGAUCA
Messenger RNA from Zingiber officinale, 778 nucleotides. Its product is annotated as non-specific lipid transfer protein GPI-anchored 31-like. Gene Ontology annotation, biological process: lipid transport. The coding region runs from base 50 to 616 and encodes 188 amino acids. The transcript is spliced from 3 exons. Lineage: Eukaryota; Viridiplantae; Streptophyta; Magnoliopsida; Zingiberales; Zingiberaceae. The record is from RefSeq and is a predicted model, not a curated record. Gene Ontology annotation, molecular function: lipid binding.